AGAGACAUCUGCAGUGCAGACAACCUGCCAAGUGUCAAAGCUGAACUCAUUGCUGUACUGAGAAGAUCACAUGCCAAUCAGUGCUGAGGGAGGUGCAACGGCAUUUAAAAAGAGGGCUCGUUUGAUAAAUAUAAACCAUUUCCGACCGACUCCAGAUCACUGAGCACAGAGGGACACUCUAUACUGAGCAGCCGCUCUCCAUCCUGACUGCAGAUACGAUCACGCUGGUUUCUGGGUUAUACUUCCACAGAAAUACGAUGAGGAUGAGGAACUUAAUUCAGUCCCUUCUUCUUAUCAUUGUGCUUGUGUCAACUGUUGGUGCUCAGGAGGUGAUUUAUGCCAAGGUGGGAGAACGGGUUACCUUGGUGCCAAAGUCCAAUCAAAGACAAUAUGUGUACUGGUAUUUAAGAAACCAGAAUGGCCCUCAACUUGCCUGGCUCAACCACCUUGGUGGAAAGAGAAUUAGUGAAGAUGAAAAGUGGAAAAGCAGGCUGUCCUUACAAGAUGCCUCACUGGUCAUCAAUGAUAUCCAGCAAGAGUUCUUUGGGACUUUUGUGUGUAAAAUUACUUCAAGCGGAAAACCUGACUCCAUCACUGAGUAUAAAAUCAUUCAAAUCAUUGUGGAUGUGAAACCAGACACUCUUCUGCUGCAUGGUGAUAUUCUGUCUCUGACCUGCAAUCUGGAAAGUACUCCUCAAGGUCAAAACAAACCCAACAUUUACUGGCUCAAUCCUCAGGGAGCGAGAGAACGCAAUAACCAAGGAAAAGUCAAUGUUCCCGCCACAAGUGACCACAAUGGCCAGUGGUCUUGUGUUGUGAAAGAUAAUAACAAUGAAAAGAAGGUCCACGUUCCUGUUGGAGUUGUGGGCUUCAACCCUGUGAGUUCGCAUCAGUAUGCAGCUGCAGACACAUUAUUCACCAUCCCUUGUUCCAUUAAUUCUGGUGUUACCUGGGAACAAAUCCUAACAAAGGAGCUCGAGGAAGUUUGGUGGGACUUUGUCCCUAAACUGUCUUCAGGUGCCGUUUCUGUCGAUCGAGAGCGGCUCUUCAACUUCAAUGUGGAAAAAAGGAGCUUGACGCCAGUCCAUAAGAGAGGAAUGAAGUUUGCAGUGUCCAAUAAAAAAGAAAAUCUGUCUUUGACCAUAAAAAAGGGGAGCGUAGAAGACAGAGGAUGCUACAAUUGCUCAAUGAAAUUUAAAAAUGGCAGGACUCUGAGUAACACAGUAGACUUAGACGUGUUGCAAAUCACCUCCCAGCCAGGAAAAGAGUUAAUCUACGGUCAGCAGGUCAAUCUGUCCUGCAGUACUGGUGAUCCACUGCCUAAUGAUGUGAUGUUAAAUUGGACUAAACCUGAGACAUCGUCCCGUUAUGUCCAAUACCCCACCCAUAUUACCAUCCCGGAAGUGAGAAAAGGAGAUAGCGGAAAGUGGAGGUGUGAACUGUGGCAGCGUGGCAAAAGGCUGACGUCAGCUGAGAUACUGCUUAAGACUGAACCCCGACUAAGCGUGUGGAUGCUGGUGAUCAUUUGCAGUGCGGCAGUCAUCCUUCUCCUCCUCCUGGUGCUUGUUUUCAUCCACUACCGACGCAGAAAAAGGAUGAGACUCCUCAGGCAUCGACUCUGCCAAUGCAAAAACCCCAAGCCAAAAGGAUUUUACAGAACGUAAAAGCUGCCAGACUGGACCUUUAAGAGCAAACAGCAACACAUUGAAUUUCUGAGAUGAUCAAAUUGUGUCUGUGACCCUCGGUACAAAGAGUAUGAAGAGCUGCGGAUUGGCAGCUCUUCAUAUCAGCCAAUCUGCAUUGGUUUCAUAA
Messenger RNA from Archocentrus centrarchus (flier cichlid), 1812 nucleotides. It is a transcript of the gene cd4-1, whose product is annotated as CD4-1 molecule. NCBI's taxonomy places the organism in Eukaryota, Metazoa, Chordata, Actinopteri, Cichliformes, Cichlidae. The coding region runs from base 258 to 1664 and encodes 468 amino acids. The transcript has 12 exons. The record is from RefSeq and is a predicted model, not a curated record.